Ochlerotatus camptorhynchus is the source of this 1311-nucleotide messenger RNA. RefSeq names its product myb-like protein P. NCBI's taxonomy places the organism in Eukaryota, Metazoa, Arthropoda, Insecta, Diptera, Culicidae. Bases 1 to 1311 code for a protein of 436 amino acids. The transcript has 2 exons. The record is from RefSeq and is a predicted model, not a curated record.
AUGGCCGCGAAGCGUGCAAUCUUUGAAGCGGUAUACAACCUGGCAGCAGGAGCUGCCCUGAGGAUAAGGUCGGCAGGCCUCAUCGAGGACUUAAACUGGGCCUACAACGGCCUCAAGAUGACCGUAGAUGCUAAGGAUACGGUGCUCGGACACGUAACUUCACUGCAAAAGUUUGUACUGUCAUUAGCAAACAAGAAGAUUGACAACGCGUUCGCAGCAUUUAGGCUGCAAGUUAACCAAUUUUUCAUAAGAAAAGAGGAAGAAGAACAGGAAGAAGAAGCAGAAGGUGAACAGGAAGAAGAAGCAGAAGGUGAACAGGAAGAAGAAUCCGAAAGCGAAUCUGACGAAGAAAAAACUAAGCCCAUAAUGCCGCCCAAACUGGAUCUUAGCUUGGCAAUCCGCGUCGUGGAUAAAUACGACGGGGAUGCAGCCACGCUACAAUCCUGGUUGGAUAGCGUGCAGGUUCUUCGGGAGGACGAUCCUACCGUCCCGGAGGCCAAUUUUAUUAAUUUUUUGAAAUCGCGGUUAAUUGGUGCCGCGAGGGGAUCCAUUGAUGGAACCCAAACACUGGCAGAUGCGACAACUGCCUUGAAAACAAAGUUCGCAAUUCAACUUACACCUAUUGCGGUGGAGGCUGAAUUACGAGCUUUGAAGCAAAAGAACAAAACAGUGACGGAUUUUGGCAGCGAGGUAGAAAAGCUCGCUACCAAAUUAGCGUCCGCAUGGGUUUCGAAGGGUGUGCCCUUCACCACUGAGGCCUCAGCGAAGCCAGUAGUGGAACCCAUAGCAGUGCAAACCUUCAUAAACGGUCUUAAGGAUCAAUCAGCAGCUUACCUAGUGAAAUCUAGGAAUCCAAAGACGUUGACUGCUGCUAUUUCGGAUGCAUUGGAGGUGCAACCUCAUGCAUCCGCUGAGUCCGCAAUGUGGGCUCAGGGGGGUUAUCAACCUCCAUUUUUCAACAGGGGAAACCGUAGAGGUAACCACCGCGGAGGCCGUGGUAACAAUUACCAUGGUAAUCGUGGCGGUAACCGAAACUACGACGGGAAUGGUCGCAACAAUCGACCGCAUCAAAACAACAAUGGUUAUCGGGGUAACCAAAAUAAUCAAGGUUACCGUGACGACCAUGGAAACAAUCGAAAUCAGAAUCACAACCGUGGUGGAUAUCACGGAAAUAACAACAAUAAUAGCAGUAACAACAACAGCAACAACAACAGUAACCGCAGAAGAAAUGCGAACGUGGCUGAAGAACCACAGCCGUCGCAACAGCAACAACCCCGAGAAGAAGCAAACGUAGGGGAGUUUUUUCGCUAA